AUGGCCAAUGUCAAGCAGGUGGCAGCGAUAGGAGAGGUUCUGGUGGACCCAAAAAUGAACCUGACCCGACGAUUCAGAGCCUUAUUCACCCUGAAGAACCUGGGAGGUGCCGAAGCUAUCGAAUGGAUCAGUAAGGCCUUCACGGAUGAGUCUGCCCUGCUGAAGCAUGAGCUGGCCUACUGCUUGGGACAGAUGCAGGACAGACAGGCCAUCCCCAGUUUGACUGCUGUUCUCAAAGACACACAGCAGGAACCGAUGGUUAGGCAUGAAGCAGGGGAGGCUCUGGGAGCAAUUGGUGAUCCUGUGGUUCUGGACCUACUGAAAGAGUACAGUCAGGAUCCUGUCAUUGAGGUUGCAGAAACGUGUCAGUUGGCUGUUCGUCGGCUGGAGUGGCUUCAGGGUGGAGAUAGGAAACAGCUGGAAGAUGGAAGUACAGAUAAGAAUCCCUACUCUUCUGUAGACCCGGCCCCUCCAGCAGUAAGCAAGAGUGUGUCAGAGCUGCGCUCCAUCCUGCUGGAUGAGAGUCUGCCACUCUUUGAGCGAUACCGUGCUAUGUUUGCUCUGCGUAACCUGGGCGAUGAGGAGGCCGUCCUGGCAUUGGGAGAUGGGCUGCAGUGCUCCAGCGCUCUGUUCCGUCAUGAGAUCGGGUAUGUCCUGGGUCAGAUGCAGCACCCGGCAGCGAUCCCAGCUCUGUGCACCGCUCUGGAGCGUUCUGGUGAGAAUCCCAUGGUCCGGCAUGAGGCGGCAGAGGCUCUUGGGUCCAUCGGCAAAGAGGACUGUUUGGCUGUGCUGCAACGUUAUCGUGGAGACGGAGAACGUGUUGUCAAGGAAAGUUGUGAGGUCGCGCUGGAUAUGCUGGAGUAUGAAAACAGUGACCAGUUCCAGUAUGCAGAUGAACUGGUCAGAUUACAGGGUUAAAGGUCAAUGUCACAGCUGAGGGGGUUUGUCACACAAAUCUCUUUUACUCUCUACCAUUGCCUUAUACAGUAGAGACACCGCUACUUUGCACAUAAAAUCUAAAUAAAAGUGUAAAAGCUCCAACAAACCAGACAAGAGUUGGUGAGCUCCAAGAGUGACCUCUUAGGUGUGUGGGUGUUGCUGUUUAGGGGGGGCAAGGAAGAGCAGAGUCCUUUGUGUUCUUUCCACCUCCAAUAUACCACUGCAUCCAGAUGCAGCAAACUUUCUGCAAGUGUUUUUUCCUAUAGUUUUUUCCCCCCAACACACAGCCUAUGACAGUAGACAGUAAUACAUGCCAUAUAUGCACUGUACAUUAGCUAACUUCACAACUCAACUAGAGCUGUUUUCUACUGUUUUCCUCCAGAUAAUAGACUUCUUUUCUUUCUGCUAUCAUUUGUAGUUUUGUAGAAACUACAAAACUGCUGAAGGUUGAAGGGCUGACAGACUGAUGUGAUGAUUUAAACUAAUGGUUUGAGAGCUGUAUGCGAUCAUACCUUCAUGUAGAAUGGAGAUGAAACAGUACUCUAUACACUGGGUCUUAUUUUAAACAUUGGUUCUGAUCCAGGCUGUAUAAUAGUGUGAUCAGGCCUGAUGCCAGUUCAUUCUGCUUUAACUAAUUAAGACAAGUCAAAGAUCUAUCUGCCCCUCUGUUGUGGAUUUACAGUACUGUUGGAAAGUACACACUCACUAUUGUACAAGAAGUGUUGGACCUCAGUCUCUCACGCUCCUCUUGUUGCUUUGUGACUUGUGGAACACAGGUUGUAAUUUUAAUUUAUAUCUUUUAUCCUCUACCGUCAGGUGUGUGCUGUAUGUAAAUUAAAAUUAUGCUAUAAAU
This is a messenger RNA of Lates calcarifer (barramundi perch), 1792 nucleotides long. RefSeq names its product deoxyhypusine hydroxylase/monooxygenase (gene dohh). Gene Ontology annotation, molecular function: deoxyhypusine monooxygenase activity. Gene Ontology annotation, biological process: peptidyl-hypusine biosynthetic process. The record is from RefSeq and is a predicted model, not a curated record. NCBI's taxonomy places the organism in Eukaryota, Metazoa, Chordata, Actinopteri, Centropomidae.